ACGGAGCACCCCAAGCAAGCUAGCUGAAACUGUAGCCACGCAAGCCACGCCACGCCAAAGCCCAACAACGGCGUCACGCCGCGAGCGCGCGAGACGACGAAUGCGGCGGCCAUCUCGUGCUUCCAGAGCUCAUCCGCGGCCUCUUCUUCCACGCAUGCGAUCGACGAGGUUGUAUCCAGCGUCGUCUUAGUCGAAUCGUCGUGUCAGCCAGCGGGCGCACUAACAGCGGGUAGCGUCGUUGUUCUGCUCCCAUGGAGGAGCACGCCGCCGUCGCCACGCCGCGCGCGGGCGCAGAGGAGUCCAUGUUCCUGCCGUUCCUGGCGAUGUUCGCGUCCGUCUACCUCGUCGGCUACCUCAUCGUCUUCCGGCGCUGGGGCGCGCGGCCCCGCGCCGAGGCCGCCAGCUGCUUCACCUCGCUCUUCCACGGCACCCCCGCGGCGCUGCUCGCCCUCCGCGCCGUGCUCUCCCGCCACCGCGCCGCCGCCGGCCACCUCGCGGUCCUGGCGGCGCCCAACACCGCCGCCGAGGGCCUGGUCCUCGACUUCAGCACGGCCUACUUCGCCGUGGACCUGGCGCACUACCUCCUCUUCCUCCCUGGCGAGGCGCUCUUCGUGGCGCACCACCUCGCCACGCUCUACGUCCUCGCCACCUGCCGCCAUGCGGCCGGCGCCGGCGCCGCCGCGCUGCUGCCGCUGGAGGUGCUCGCCGAGGCCACCAGCGCCGCGCAGAACGUGUGGACGCUGGCGGGGAUGCGCCGGCGCGACUCGCCGCUCGCCGCCAGGGUGUACGCCGCGCUGUCGCCGCCGUUCUACGCGGCGUACACGGCGGCGAGGGCCGCGCUCGGCCCGGCGUGGUUCGUGAGGGUGGUGGGGUUCUUCUACGCGUCCUCCGGCGGCGGAGGCCGCGUGCCGGCGUGGGCGUGGGCGUCGUGGACGGUGGUCAUCGGCGCAGGGAUAGCGGUGAGCAUCCUGUGGGUGGGUAACCUGUGGCUGGAGUACUUCCGGGAGAGGAAGGAAAGCAAGCUGCUGGAGAGCAGCAAGCAGCAAUGAUCAAUUCUGCAGCAUUUGCAUUUGCAUUUGCAUUUCCAUUCCCAUUCAUUCAUUGCAACACCCACUACAGAUCUGCCCUCUCAUAAUUUGGGUGUCAUUAGCCUUAUGACUGUAUCUGAGUAUUCAGGAAGUUGUAUGGCUAUGCUAAUAGGUCUGCUUUCUUAGAGUUAA
Molecule: messenger RNA, 1220 nt
Organism: Setaria italica (foxtail millet)
Lineage: Eukaryota; Viridiplantae; Streptophyta; Magnoliopsida; Poales; Poaceae
Product: TLC domain-containing protein At5g14285
Exons: 1
Coding region: 252-1049 (265 amino acids)
Cellular component (GO): membrane
Source: RefSeq, a predicted model, not a curated record